AUGCGGUCUAGGUUGCGAGUUUCAUCUCCGGAACGAACGCUUAAAGGGUCGAAACAGCGGCUGCACUUUACGCCUUGGCUUAAGGAGCAGAUCGAAAGUGGAGAUAUCUAUGGCGUAGAGUGGAUCGAUAAAGACCUCGGGAUCUUUAAAAUUAUUUGGGUGCGAGCUGAUAAUCCCGAAUUCAAGCUCGAAACCCAUGCAGAAUUGUUCAAACGCUGGGCAAGCCACACAGGGAGAUAUCGCCCAGGCGACCAGCCAGAUCCCUCGACGUGGAAGACGAGAUUUCGCUGUGCUCUGCAAAAGAUGUCGGAUAUCAUGGAAAUUAGACAUUUGGAAGGAACUAAACCGUACAGAGUUUUUAAGUUUGAGCCAAAACAGAAAGGUAAGGAGUAAGUAUUUAUGACAAAUACACCCGUGCAAAUUAACUUGCCCUUGGCAGUUUUUCCGUGUUACCUUUCUAUUUUCAAUGUUCAGGUCAUUUUGACUGCAUAAAUGAGCCCGUCUUUUGGUGAAGUUAUACUGUUCGUACAAAAAAUCUAUUAGUAGAUGUAUUCAUUGGCAAAGGCAUGUCAUCUUAAAGAGACAAGAUCUUUAUAUAAUAAGAAGACCGACCCGGUUGAUACACCUUAGGCUUUGUUAAAUCGGCAUCGAUUAAAAUAACUUUUCCAUUUAUUACUUGCCAUUACAAAGUCAGGUAUCUUUUAGCUUGAUCUCAGUUCUCGAUCCGCUGUGUCUUAAAGCUACUGGUAACAGUCGGGUUUAAUGGAAGCAACAAGUGACCGAAGAAUGCUCUUCAAGUUUAUUGUAAAAUUUGUUAUGUUGUGCCAAAUACCACAGCAGGUCGGAGGCUAAGCGGCCUUUGAAUUAAAGAAGUUAAAACUGAAAAAGUGUCUUUUUAAGACACUUUUUUCGCUUAAAGAUUUAAAAAUCUUUAUGCGGAAAUUGCAUUUAAGUAAAUAUUUCAAAUUGAAGAGGAACAAAAACUGCUCCUUUAUUUAAACUAACAACUUCCCCUGUUAUCGAUGUUUCUUAUUUAGAAGAAACAUCAAAUUUCUUUUAGUAGUACUAAUAACUGGAAUGUAAUUAAUUGAAUCUAAACACGCUAAUGGCCCAAAACAUUUUUUCUUUAUAUUUUCCCUCUGUCAUCUAACCAUGACGAAGAGAGGGGUACCUGCAUGCAGUCUGUCUUUUUUCCUUCUCUUUCUUAGUUCCUUUUUAUCCAGCCCGAAAAUAGCAGUUGCUUUGAACUGUUGUGCGGUAUAGCGAAGAUACAGGACAGACGGCAAAUUGUUGUUGCUCUAAAUAUCAUUCUAUAAGUAGCAACUGUCCAACAGUAGGAUACCUAAGAUGCGUGCAAUCCAUUGGUUUCGCCUCCAUAACUAAUCCUAAACAAGAGAUAAUAACCAACUGUAAAACAUUUUAAGAGAAGCCCGCCACCCAUAAUGUUAGCACAAUAUCUCGCAGCCCUUUUUGCAUCCUAUGUCGACGAUUCGUCUGACAUCACGAAUUUGAGAGAAUAGAAACAGUUCUUUAUGUACUUCAUUAUAAAAGUAUGUUUUGAACAGUACGGAUGAUUUAGAAGCAAAAAUCCCAAAAAUUAUCGUUUGAAAAUAAAAACACGAGCAGCGAUGAUAGCUAGACAAGGGGAUAUUAAGUAUUUAAAAUAACAUCGGUACGUGGGGGACAAAAGACCGGACAUCAUAAUCACUAGAUAUACGGUGAGGGAUCUAAUUGUCGUGGCAUGUCUGGGAUGGCUUGUUUCUUAACCAUUGCCAAAGACUGCUAGGUUGCUUUGGUUGAUGUUUGCCUUUUGCCGGUUUCGGAGCAGUUAGUUAAGUUAGUUAUCAAGCUAAAAGAGAGUUUUAAAAACUCGUUUCGAGGCAUCGAGUGAGAGCGUUAUAGACAGGUGAUGAUACCAAAGGUUAUUUCCCUCAUUUGCUAAUUUAAAAGCGUUAACAAAGUGUAUUUAAUUAACUAUAAUCCAAUUUUCACCUCGUUCUGCACAACUGUGACAUGUCAUCGCCAAGCUCAAAUCCCGAUGAUUUGCGUCUAUGCCGCUUAUCUUUAGACCACCUGCAUGAGCAGUGGUAUUUGCUGAUAAUAACUUUUAACGAUGGGAAUGGCUUAACUGAAUUUAUAGGUUGGGUUGUAUGUCUUAAAAAUGGUUAGAUCGCAUGGUGCUGUUGGUAGCAUUGGAAAAACUCAAAAACGUUCCCAGGAAGUUGAAAGCAUCUCAUGUAAUUCCGUAAUUCAUUGAAUAGUUUCCUGUUGCUAUUCAUUCUUUUAUCUGGAAACACGUGUUUACCACCCGACUAUUUUGUUUUGAAAUUGACUUAAUAAUUGACUGUGUUUUGUUUUGUUUGACUUCAAGGAACUGUUUAUUUUCCAAAAUUUACUGUCCGUUAAAGAAAUUUUUGGGGAAGUUUUUUUCGAUUGCUGCACGACGGUAAGAUAUCAUGAACUUCUUGGCAGCAAUAGAAGUAGUUUUUCGUCUGCGAACGUUUUUGGACCAGUAUAUAUAUCUCACUGACCCACUGAUAAAACUCACUUNUUUAACGAUGGGAAUGGCUUAACUGAAUUUAUAGGUUGGGUUGUAUGUCUUAAAAAUGGUUAGAUCGCAUGGUGCUGUUGGUAGCAUUGGAAAAACUCAAAAACGUUCCCAGGAAGUUGAAAGCAUCUCAUGUAAUUCCGUAAUUCAUUGAAUAGUUUCCUGUUGCUAUUCAUUCUUUUAUCUGGAAACACGUGUUUACCACCCGACUAUUUUGUUUUGAAAUUGACUUAAUAAUUGACUGUGUUUUGUUUUGUUUGACUUCAAGGAACUGUUUAUUUUCCAAAAUUUACUGUCCGUUAAAGAAAUUUUUGGGGAAGUUUUUUUCGAUUGCUGCACGACGGUAAGAUAUCAUGAACUUCUUGGCAGCAAUAGAAGUAGUUUUUCGUCUGCGAACGUUUUUGGACCAGUAUAUAUAUCUCACUGACCCACUGAUAAAACUCACUUCAGUAUCAGGAACAUGUUCUUUUUUUGUUCCAAAGGAUAAAAGAAUAAAAUUGAGAUAAUUUUUGACAUAGUUCGUGGUCGUCCAGAGAGAAAGCAAUCAGACUAGUCACCAAAGUGAGAUCGGCAUCGUCUUUAAUACAGUAAUUCCCGUUCGGAAUGAUGCGGGAAAAGAAAUGAAACUAUAACGAGUUGACGGCCAUUGUAUGCUAUACGAGCAAAUUUAUCCCAGUUUCAAUCAGGAGCAAACUUCAGCUGACUCGUUACUCUACAAGUAGAAGCCCAUUUGCUGUGACUUAGUUCUAUCGAAGAAGAUGAACACGUAGCCGGGAUAACGUUAGACUAUCUUCAGGACCUGAACAAUACAUUAACUUUUAUUUUGAUAUUGACUGCCUCAAUCUCUCGAUCAGGAUCUUGACUCAGAUGGUGUUAAACGUUACAAGGAUUUUUGAUGGACUAAGCUCUUUGCGUCCGUCAGAGUCCAAAAUCAUUUAAGAUGUUUUCAAAAUUAAUUAAGAGCUGUUCGAAAAAUAGGAGGAAACUGAUAAGAAGGUGAUUUUGAGCCAUUGCGACCUACGUCAACAGGAAGUGAGGCCUUGCCUUGAUUUUAGGUCCCACAUUUAUAUUUCUGUGUCUUUACUCUUAUAACGGAGAUUGGUCCGAAUUGCUGGGAAGAGUUGAAGGUCGGUCCUCACAACGGAAGUAGGCCAUAUUCCCCCCCCCGGCGCCAUCUGCAUUAAGGAGGACGAUGUGUUUUGGGUCAACAUAGUGGUCAAGCUUCCAAAUAUAAAUGCUUUCUGACACAACACCAGCAAAAUGUAAGAAUAUUUUUAUACUUCUUGUCUUUCCCAACUUAGUGCAUUUCUUGAAGGUGAAAUUUCACGUUCCUUUUUACAUUAAUCGAGAUAUUUGGACAGGGGACAAAGUUGAAGACUCUUCAACGAACAUUUCCUUAACAAACCUGAAAGUGAUUUGUUCGAGGAAAGUUUUUUUUCGCAAUUUUUUUAGCCAAACAAUUUAAUUUGAUGCUGAUAAAACAAAUUAACAAAGAGAAACAGAAAAAGUAACAUGCACGGCAAAUUUAAACUGUGUGUCAGUUGCAUGAGAUGCGGUUUCAAGAUGAGCAGCGCUAUAUCGCGAAUUUAACUUAUCGAACACCUAUAUGGUAAUUUAGGUGCUAGUUUUCAAACAUAUUGUAUUAUCAUUUUCUUUCCAAAAUAAAUAGCGUCACAUCAACUUUCGGUUUAUCUUUGGGUGUUAAUGCCUCAGAUAUUAAUCGAAUUUAAUGCGUUGAAUGAUAUCGAUCCUCUGGUAUCGAGUGGUCAACAACAUCAGCUGAAUUCGUUGCUUCCUUAUCUCUCUGUGACAACAACUUGAACUUUGAAGUCAUAUUGAUGUCAUAAUAAUUAAAUUAACUUGUUCUCAAGACGUGGUUUUGCACCGUCAUUAUUGUUUAACCAUUGUUUACACAUGCAUUUUUUAACUUACGAUUCUUUCACUUUUCAAAAGGAAAUUCUUCAAGGCGUAGGAGAAGACCGUGUUUUACAUCAGAGACAAACAGCUCCUUGGGUGAGACAGUUUCGGGAUUACAACAACAGCUUGUUCCAAACCAUUACUGGAGUUACGCGGGCGUGAGUGACUGGGAUACGCAGAACACCGAGGUAUAACUACAUGUAGUAGACACGCCUCAGGCAUGGCGUGCUAUCUCCGUCCUUGCGUGAAACGUAAUUGAGAAGUUGUAAGCUUGCGGUACCCGUUGGAUCUACAAUAGACAGGGAGGGAAAAAAACAUGAAAGAGACGGAGAAGCUCGUUGGAAAAAUAAGAUUUAUACCGGCCUAAAAGAGGCCAAUCUGGGUGCGUUUUUUAACCCUAGGGAAGACCUAACUAAAAUCCUCCCCCAGCUUAUACGACGAGCCACCCCAUCAUUUUUAUGUAAGCCUAACACAGGCACUACCACACACAAACACCGUUUCGUACACGACUUCAAUUCUAAUAACGCUAUGAUAUAAUUAUGUUUCUUUUUUUCAGCCAUGGUAUAUGGAGAACUGGGACAUGUAUUUUCCACAGAACGUUCAGAAUGAGUUUGGAUACUUUUAACGCCAAAGUUUUGCACUUAAGGAUUAGCAAAGCUUUAAUUCUGGUAAGGAUAAGAAUUUGAAUUUUAAAAACUUUAAAGUAGUCGCGAGCAUAAGGUGUCUAUUCAUAUUUAUUUGUACAAAUUCACCCAGUUGACUUGUAACUAAGCCCUCAUUUGCAGAAUAAAAAAUAGCGCACUCAACUAUAGUAGGUUCGAAAGUAUGUAAACACUGUCAUGACCGUUUUUAACAUUUUUAUGCGAGAAUACAAACAGCCAAUAGCUGCAAGUAUUUAAGUUAGGUCAUGCGCGGCUUUUUGCCAACGGGCUGAUCCGCGUCCUGAUUGGUCACUUGGGUGUUAAAAAGCAGGAUGGCACGUUUCUUACUGCGUCCACGCUUACCGUGUUGCGGAGUUCCAUUGCUUUUUUGCCACGCGUUUUCGGGGAAAACUGUGAGUAUGGAUUCCUUUAACUGACUCAUGAUUACAAUAAUCUCCAUAAUGAUUUCCGUUUUAUAAACUUCCAUGCCGGGGCCACACCUUACAUCAUGCUCUAUCUAUUUCGUGUUAUGCUUCAUUCGCAAAUUUUAAGUUUGAGCUUAUAACAAAUGAUUUGCAAAUUUACUAAGUACUCCAGUGGCGUUUUAGCUCGGGCUGAGGUUAGCUCUCCCUAAUCGGAGUCUUGCCAAUAACUGGUUCUCUCCGAGAUAAAAUGCUUGAAAAACGCAUUAUCUAAAUCACGCUGCAUUCUCUUCGGUGCCUAACCUAAACUGUUGAACUAAACAUUUUCAGAGGAUGCACCAACGUAUAAAGCUUCGUCUUCGCGACUGGCUCAAAGAGCUGAUCGAUGCGGGCUUGUAUGGUUUAAAAUGGGAAGGAGACCCGAGGAAGCGAACCCUUCGAACCCCUUGGAAAAACUGCUCUCGGCAUGGCUUGUCUGUAAAAGAUGAUGCCGCUCUAUUUAGAGCCUGGGCCACCUAUACAGGAAAAAACAAAGAAGGAAGGGACCUCCCUGAUCCUCGAAAGUGGAAGACAAAUUUUAGAUGUGCUUUGAAUGCCUUACCAGAUAUUAAGGAGAUUCGCGAAGAGAGUUGUCCCCGUGGAAAGGAUGCUUACAAGAUUUACAAAAUGCGGCCAGUUCGAGGAAGAAGUAAGGGAUUUGGAACCCAAAGAUGCUACCGGAAUGCGAUAACUGUUAAGAUUGUAAUAGCUCACUGUUAGCGACGUAAUGAUAUUAUAGUUAGAGAAAGAUGUUAGCGUUUUCCAUUCUCUAUCUCCAUGUUUCUUUCGGCCUAUACAAACAAAGCAUGUCUUGUUUGCAAAUAGUUGCCAACGAACUCAGAGCUAAAGCUAAUAAAAUAACGACCAGGGAAAUUCCUAAAGAGUGGACCCAGAGUGGUAUGGUGCGUAUUUAGGGAAAGCAUACUCUCUUAGCGGUUUCACGGACCAAAAUCUGAGCUAUAUUGGCACUGACGGGUUUUAAUAUUACAAGAUCACAGAGCAAUUUGUUUCUUCAAGUCAACAAUUUUGCAAUAAGUCUGGCGCAAUGAUAAACGUAUCGCUGCAAAGAAAGAACAAAACUUUACCUCACAUAGACAGAGUCAAUGUCGAAUUAGACGAGGAGACAAAUGAGACAUUUAUAUUGUAUAAAUGCGAUUUUAAGGAACAGCGGUCAACCAUCAAUAUCAACUAUCGAUAGUGGUAAAUUAAUGAGAGAAAGUAUUUGCCACACGCCAUGAGAUCAAUAUACAACAGAUUUCAACUUGAAUUCUUCGGUUCUCAUUCACGGGAUCGUUUGAGCCCAGGACAUUUCAAGAGUCGCUUGAACUUCUCGUUCAAUCAGUUGAAAUGCUAAAAGACUACGAGGUUAGAAAUGUAGAUUUGAUGAAGCGCAAAGCUCUUAAAUGCCAGUACAAUACAUCUCUAGUUGGCGCAAACUUUUAAGACUGACUUCACAUCAAUCCAAAUGUAAGAUCAAAAGAAUGUUUGUUUGUUGUAAACAUUGCAUUUCCAUGACUUGUGGUGGUAUGUACAAUAACCUCUCAUACAAAUACACUGGUCGUUUUUUUUUAACCAAGACUCUGUGCUGCCGAUAACUUCGUUAACAGUCAUUUCUGAGUUACGUUCUACUGAAAUGAUUAAAAACAAAUUCAAAAGAACCACUUUCUACUACAACUUGUCUUUUCCCUUAUAAUCUGACAGGAGAAAAACAAAAACGAAUAGAAAGUUAAACUUUUGUGGCUCCAUUAAUCGCAGUCUUGCCUUAUUUGAGAGUAGCAGAAAUCCAGUUAGUUACUUUACUAAACGGAUGCAGUAUCAAAUUCUACUGACAGCGGUUGUUUUUCAAACAUGGCUGCCAUAUGGGACAUUUCUGUAGUUUAAGUCGGUUUCAGCUUACUAUCAUUCGGUAGAGCAGGCGGGCGCAAAAUCAGAAAAAAAAAAAGAAUCACACCUCUAUAUUAAGUUGCUCUGAUUCUAUUUGAAUUUGUUCAUAUCCCACUUGUCUCCUCGUCUCACCGGUUGUUUUACAGUUAGGUGGUCGGCUUUCGCGUUUCUGUUAUAUGAAUUUAGAGCGUGACUCAUUUACGUCCUUCGUAAAUCAAUAUCAUGCGUGCACGUACUUUCCGGUAGUUCUCUUUGUUAUGCUGUACCAGGUAUGUGCAGCACUAAUAGAUUUUAACUUGUAGAUGGAACAAUAAAAUGUCACCAUUCAAAUUUGCACGUGUUUUUUAGUAUUUUUAUAACGUCUAAAAAACGGGUCUAUGUUUUUGGUCGAUGUGAAAUCCUUACAACCAUUUUUCCGUUCAAAUUCAUGUGAGUUGUACUCUCCCGUGUAGUACUGAUGAAGUGAUGGAUGGCGUAUAAAAUUUUUCAAUCUGUCGAAGAAAUGAAUCGAUAGUAAACUCAUACAGAAACUUACAAAUAGCAGUUAUUUCGGGAUGUUUGAGUUUUGGUCAAUUAUUAGAACGAACGAAAAUCAAAGAAAAUUACUUAAUUAAUUUAUGGGCAUGACACAAAGGGGCACGCAGGACUGUCCAAGGCUUAUCUCUCUUACAACAGAAAGGACGAUUUGAACCAGACAGAAAAUAACCUCAGUCACGUCAGUUUCAUAUUCUUUCCAUAAUACAAAAUGUUUGAAACAAGAGUGGAUGUUUCCAUUUUUUGCACAAACGAUGACCUUGAACCAGCAACCGUCUAAGAAUUAUCAUCGAAUUAAUUCCCUCAUGGAACGUGCCGCGCGGUCAGCAUGUAUUUCGCUUUCAUAAAAAUAAAAAUCCAUACCGGCACGCGCGUCAUUCGAUGAAUAAGAAUUGUCUAAAUAUCGUCUGAGGGGUCUUUUUUCUGCUUGAACACAUUAACUAGAGGUACAAUACACUUGUUUUCGGGUUGACCAUUUCCCUUUCUCCACAAAAACGCAACCCCUCAAGGAAAGAACAGUCUGGAUAAGAUUGGUUAUUAGGUAUUUAUGAAAUGAAAACUUUUUUCUUUUCAAAAAAGGGUUGGGAACAAGAAUGAUUAGAUGGUUGUUUAAUGAAUGGUCUUUGUGGUUGGAGAUUCAACGUAGUUAAUAUAACAUACUACAGUACACACCUGUGAGUAAGAACCAGCAUUUUCCCAAGUUAGCCUAGACAGGUUCUUACGUGGUGCUGAAUUAGUACAAAUUUAGGCUAUCUAGGUAAAUAGGUUCUUCAGUUUUCUCUAAAAAAAAUACAAGUACUAGAAGCAAAUAUUGAUUUAGUGGUACUCAGCUUAUUCUUUAUAUAAAAUUUGCAAACCAUAACACUGACAUAGCAGUUGGAGUGAUAAGGCGCGUAUGUCUCCAAAAGAGGACCCUGGAUAUCUUAUCUUAUCUUAUUUGCCUAAGUGUACAGAAUUCUUAGUUAUGGAUUUUAGAAAAUAUGAACCUGUUUCAAAUUUAAGCCUAAACAGGUUGCGUAGAGGUGGCCUAACUGGCAAAUUUUAGCCUAACUUACUCGCGAGAAUUACUGUAUCAUGGUGUCCAAGAUAGUUCUAUCUUUAUAUUCAGACUGUAUAUAUUACACUAAAGUGUGACCAUUCAAAUAAAGGCUAACCCGGUUUUGUGCAGUACUUUUCUGUAUAUGUGAUGCUGUUUAUUACGCUGCACAGUUGCUGAAUGUUUUGAGUCACUGUGAAUGAAAUUCUGAAGUGAGUUAAACCUUAUACGAAAACAUAUUUUAAAAAAAAUUAUUGGAAUCCCAAAUCGAAUAGCAAAUGCUUUAGUAUUUCAGAGAAAUUUGUUCCACUUUCUAGUAGGGGGAGCUUACUUGCUCAAUUGUGUAUGAACACCAGUCUAUGGAAGAGAUUCAGAUGAUAAGAUCACUCUCUUUAAUAACCCAUACGCUUUAUAGUACUUGUAAAUCCUUACAAGCCCUGAGGGCAAUCAGACGAGUACUAAAUGAAAUUUCUCCGUCUUUGCUUGUAAUAUCUAAAUGCACUAUUUUCUUCUUCUUGGUCGCGAGGACGCAUCCGGUUCUACACCCCUUGAAUGAAUUUGAACGGAGAGUAACGGUUACUUGUUUUCUUUGCAGGUCGUGUCUUCAUUCCUCAGUCAGAUGUCUAUCUGGUCUAUACAGAGGCCAUAUAA
Molecule: messenger RNA, 9672 nt
Organism: Porites evermanni
Lineage: Eukaryota; Metazoa; Cnidaria; Anthozoa; Scleractinia; Poritidae
Source: the annotation of a GenBank genome assembly